CGGUGAUCGUAGACAACCUGUCAGGAUCGCCAUUGAUCUACCAGAGUGCGCCUCGGAUUCCCUCAUGACACCUAGGUCGCACCGACGCCGUCGUGCCAUGCGCGCACAUGCAGGAUAGGGUGAGACCGGGAGCACGGCAGAGAAUAAGGUGUAUAUAUGGGCAUUUAAAAAGCCUCCAGGUCGACCAGCAUAGGACAGACGGUUAUCCUCUUUGGGCUAAAAGUCGUAUUGGAAACAACAUUUUUGGAUUCUUGUUACUGAGUGUCUAUAAAUUGACUGGUACCUAG
Molecule: messenger RNA, 287 nt
Organism: Gaeumannomyces tritici R3-111a-1
Lineage: Eukaryota; Fungi; Ascomycota; Sordariomycetes; Magnaporthales; Magnaporthaceae
Exons: 3
Coding region: 108-287 (59 amino acids)
Source: RefSeq, a predicted model, not a curated record